Molecule: messenger RNA, 993 nt
Organism: Scleropages formosus (Asian bonytongue)
Lineage: Eukaryota; Metazoa; Chordata; Actinopteri; Osteoglossiformes; Osteoglossidae
Exons: 4
Coding region: 1-993 (330 amino acids)
Biological process (GO): response to bacterium
Source: RefSeq, a predicted model, not a curated record
AUGAGGAGUUACGCAGCUGCUUUUGUGACUGGAGUAUUUCUGACAGUGAAGGGUUCAGAAGAACUACAGUCCAACAGCAGGACUGUGGUGCAGCAGCUUGUAUCAGACCCAGUGCAUCCAGGAGACUCGGUGACUCUGCAGUGUACAGUAGACAGUGAGACCUGUGCAGGAGAACACAGUGUCUACUGGUUCAGACACGGCUCGGGAGAAUCCCUUCCGGGACUCAUUUACACCCAUGGAAACAGGAGUGAUGAGUGUGAGAAGAGCCCUGAGGCUGGGUCUCCUACACACGGCUGUGUCUACAGCCUCCCCAAGAGGAACCUCAGCCGCUCUGAUGCUGGGAUUUACUACUGUGCUGUGGUCAUAUGUGGGGACAUUCUGUUUGGAAAUGGGACACAGCUGGACAUUGAAGAGUAUAACCAUGGGCGCUUCAAAAUACAUUCAGAUGAGAACAGCAACAAUUUGACAAUUUCUGAAAUUCAUGUGUCAGAUUCUGCAACAUAUUACUGUGGGAAAGUCAUAAAUUAUGAAAUUAUUUUUUUAACUGGAACUUUCCUCAUCAUAAAGGAUUCAGAAGAACAACGAUCCUACAGCAUGACUGUGGUGCAGCAGGUGGUGUCAGACCCAGUGCGUCCAGGAGACUCGGUGACUCUGCAGUGUACAGUAGACAGUGACACCUGUGCAGGAGAACACAGUGUUUACUGGUUCAGACACGGCUCGGGAGAAUCCCUUCCGGGACUCAUUUACACCCAUGGAAAGAGGAGCGAUGAGUGUGAGAAGAGCCCUGAGGCUGGGUCUCCUACACACGGCUGUGUCUACAGCCUCCCCAAGAGGAACCUCAGCCGCUCUGAUGCUGGGAUUUACUACUGUGCUGUGCUCACAUGUGGGGACAUUCUGUUUGGAAAUGGAACACAGCUGGACAUUGAAGGUAAGUCAAAGUUAUUAUAUUUUGCAUACAGAUUUGAUUCAAGUGGUGCAUGUCCUCUAACAUAA